GUGGAAUAAGGUGAAAAGUGUUAUACUUGCAAAAUUUUUGUACUUCGAUUUGAUGAAAACAAUUAAAUUGAAAAUAAAAAAAAAUUAAUUGAAAAUCAACUACAAGGCAACAAUAUUGAAGCAAAUUUACAAAGCUGAUAAAUAAUUUGUGAUAAAAAAAAAACAGUUCAUAAAGGAAGAGCACAUCGUCAUUUAAAGUUUUUUAAACUACAUUAAAAAGCUAUAUUACACAUAUGAUAAAAAUCACACAUGAAUUAUUUAUAAAUACAGUGCAAUUAUUCAAAUAAUACAGUAACACAAAAAAAUUGGAAAAAUGGAAAUAAACCACGACGAUUCACAUCGUAUUGAUAUAAACUUUGAAAAUAUUGUCUAUUCUGUGCCGGUGCCGAAGCAAAAAGAGAAAAAGAUUGUGCUGAAAGGCGUUUCAGGAAGGUUCAAGUCUGGCGAGUUGACAGCAAUUUUGGGCCCAAGUGGCGCUGGAAAGUCAUCAUUACUUAAUAUUCUUACAGGUUUCACCACCAAAGGCGUCAAAGGAACACUAGAAAUGGGCAAAAAGUCAUCAAACAGUGCACAAAAGUUAUGCAGUUAUAUUCUACAAGAUGAUAAUCUCUAUCCAUUUUUUACGGUCAAUGAAACCAUGUUAAUUGCCACAAAUUUAAAGAUUUCAAGCCGCUGUAUGAGCCACAAUGAUAAACAAAUUUUGAUUGAUAAUAUUUUGGAUACUUUACACUUAGUACAUGCCAAAGAGACUCGUUGCAGAAAUCUUUCCGGUGGUCAGAAGAAGCGACUUUCAAUAGCAUUAGAGUUAAUUGACGAUCCACCAAUAUUGUUUCUAGACGAACCUACGACCGGGCUAGACAGUUCAUCAUCAACAUAUACGAUACGUCUAUUACACAAUUUAGCACGUGAGGGAAGGACGAUUGUUUGCACGAUACAUCAACCAUCAGCAACUAUAUACGAGAUGUUUGAUUUAGUCUAUGUCUUAGCAGAGGGUUAUUGCAUUUAUCAGGGAUCACAUAGCAAUACAGUUCCAUAUCUUGCAUCACAAGGAUUUCAAUGUCCACAAUUUCACAAUCCAGCUGAUUACUUACUGGAAGUAGCAAACGGUGAAUAUGGAAACUUUACAUAUCAAUUAGCAAAAGCUGCAAUUGGUGAUCAGUGGAGAACAUCGUCAUCGACUGUUUAUAUUAAAGAUGAAUAUGAGAAUGAAUCUAAUUCCGAUCGUAAUGAUGAUGGAAUCUCAAAUGAUACAGAAGAGAAGCGUAUUAGUGUCUAUACCAAAACAAGUGAAAGUGAGAAUUUAUCUGGCAAAUUGAGCUUUAAGUCAAGCAUUAAGACAACGCCAUCAGAAUGGACACGAUUAUGGAUUCUUAUAUCUCGAUGCAAUGUUUUACUCUUUCGAGAUUGGACAGUGACACAUCUCAAGUUGCUACUUCAUUUCAUUAGUGCUGUUAUUAUUGGACUUUAUUUUGGUGACGCCGGCGUCAAUGCAAACAAAAGUAUAUCGAAUAUUGGGUUUCUUAUUAUCAAUGCAGUUUAUUUAUGGUACACAUCAAUGAUGCCAGCUGUCUUAAGAUUCCCAGCUGAAAUCUCAAUUCUCAAGAAGGAAGUCUUUAACAAUUGGUACAAAUUGCGGACAUACUAUAUCGCAACUUUAAUCACUUCCACACCUAUUCAUACACUUUUCGCACUCGUGUAUGCAACUGUUGUGUAUUUCUUAACAGAACAGCCACCAGAGCCGGGACGAUACUUAAAAGUAAUGUUGGUUUAUAUUUUGUGUACAAUAACGGCAGAUGGAUUUGGAAUUAUGCUUGGCACUCUUGUUAAUCCUGUGGUAAGUCGACUGAAUAACUGGAUAUAUUUUGGACACAUUAAUUCGUUUAUUUUUACAGAACGGCACAUUCUUUGGAGCAAUCUCUUCAUGCUUUAUGAUCGUAUUCUGUGGAUUUCUCGUCUUGUUCAAGCACAUGCCAGUCUUCAUGCGAUAUGUCAGUGACUUAAGUUUACAUAAAUAUUGUCUAGUUGCGCUUACUGUGGCGACUUACGAGAAUGGAAGACCUGAUAUUAUGUGUCCUGAGGAUAGCUUCUAUUGUCACUACAGCAAGUCAUCAAUAAUUAUGAAGGAACUUGGUGUUGAGACCGAGACUUAUAGCUUAAAUGUCCUCAAAAUUAUCUUUCAACUAGUUCUCUUUAAAGGAAUUGCAUUCUUUACACUCAGGAGGGCUUUAGUGAAAGGAUAAUUAAUUUAUUUUAUGUAUUUUGAGAAUUUAUUUGGAACCAGACACAAUUUGAUGUGAAUAUUUAUUUUAAUUUAAUAUUUAACGUGGGAUCAAAUUUUUAGAAUAAUAAAAUGAUGGAUUCUAGCUUUAUUAUUGAUCAA
This is a messenger RNA of Chironomus riparius, 2380 nucleotides long. NCBI's taxonomy places the organism in Eukaryota, Metazoa, Arthropoda, Insecta, Diptera, Chironomidae. The record is from the annotation of a GenBank genome assembly.